GAUGAUGAUGGGGUUGCCGCCUCUUUCGGACAACAUGCUGUUGACUUGAGACACGUCAUUGGACGAAGCUCCUUCCCGUUGGGUGGAGUUAGUGCCUUGCAUUCGUGCGCUAGAGGGCACCUGAGUGGGCGACGACCCCAAACUCCUUCCUUCUUUGGCAUCAAGAUCGGAAGCAUGAAACCUUAUCUAGGCGGCACCCGCGCGGAUCACGGCGUAACAACUCGGGGCAAGAAUGGAGGGAGCCCACCUCAACCACGACAGGAACUCAGAUAUUUGUGUGUAUCUGCGUACUGCCUGCUCGAUAACUUGACCACCCCGCAUCUUCUGUGCUACCUGCAAACUUCACCUUUCGUUCAACACCACGUUGCCAUUUUCAAAAUCCACGAUCCCAACGACAACUGAGAAGAUGUCCAAGACCGGUUCCAUCAGUCUACAGGUCCUUCGGGACAGUCCCGUAGAGGCAGGAGAAACCAACGCGCAGAUUGUUGAUGCUUUGGAGGCUGCGCUCAACGUCAACGAUGAUGCUCUCAUUCCUCAGGCUGCCAAGCGUCUCGCAGAGCAGCUAGACAGCACCAUACUCACACGCGACGACCCUGCGGACAAGGAAUCGGAGGUUGAGAACGCUCGAUAUAACGUAUACACCACCUUGUUGGCAGCAGUGCAACAAGUGCCCGCCGAUCAUGAAGCGCAUCGCCGGUUCGCUCUGGUCCUACGUGAUUUGGCUGGCCUGGAUGGACAUCCUGCAUGGCAGCGCUUGGAGGGCUUCGCCAUCUGCAACCGAGAUGCAUGGCAAGAUCCAACUCUCAGCUUCGAGUCUGUCACCGAUCCAAAGGUCCACGAAAGAUGGUGCAACCUCAACGCCUUCGUAGCGACUUUGCUCAGCACGGGCGCAAUCAACUGGCGGGAAUUGCCCAUCUGGGAACUUCGCGAUGGUCUGGAGGAGAGCCUGGAGGAGCUCUCCCAGGAAGGCAAGGACACACGAGUUGUGGUCGCCACAUUGUGGAUCAAGCAUGCUGGGAAGUUCAUCUGGGAGCAUUCACUUGCUGGCAAGCCGGAAGACUUGGAUGAGACUGAUUCAAGGAUGCUGAGAGCUGGCGAGCUGUAUCAAGGUCAGCCGGGGUAUUCGCGGGACCGAUGGGACUUUUGGAAGAAGCGCCUUGGGGAACUACGGAGCCAGGUCAGCAAUUUGCGAAGCUCUGCCAUUGAAGAAGCUAUUGGGGCCAUGACGGAACUAGAGGGCAAGAAUUGAAUAGCUUGGUGGUGAAUGGAGGACUGUCCGAGAAGAUAUUGGGACAUGGGCCUAUGGUCGCUCCUAUUUGAUAUGUGUUUAGAUCUAUGGUCAAGACGUCUGCAACCUACUCUGCUAGGAGGUCAAAUGGUGCACGGUGGAGAAAUGGAAAAGAAUAAAACUCGUAAAAAAAAUAUUUACGAACUCUAAAGAGC
Neurospora tetraspora is the source of this 1443-nucleotide messenger RNA. RefSeq lists its product as uncharacterized. Lineage: Eukaryota; Fungi; Ascomycota; Sordariomycetes; Sordariales; Sordariaceae. The coding region runs from base 407 to 1249 and encodes 280 amino acids. The transcript has 3 exons. The record is from RefSeq and is a predicted model, not a curated record.